GUGAACGGAAAUAGGUUUGAAACCAGGAAGCUAAGGAGCAGCACACCAACAGAGGGGUGUUAAAAUGUAAACUGGAAUAAACAGUGGCUGUACAUUUCUAAGUUUUUGACAUGAAUGAGCUUUAAGAUAGUUUUGUCAUUUGGAGCUGACGGCUGGAGGAUUUAUUUGCAUUCAAUUAUUUUAUAAAGCCAACUGACAGCUGUGAUGGAGCUUUCUCAGAGAGACAGGCUGUCAGCGCUGGUGGAGGACCUGACCACAUCUGGAGAGCCUCAGCUCAACCAGGAAAAAAUGAAGGAAAUCAAGAAGAUCUGCAAGGUGUCUAAUGACUGCAUCGACCACGUGUAUCACUCUUUGAUGUCUCAGCUUAAUCAGGAGCAUGCUGAAAUCAGACUAUCCGCUUUCCAGAUCGCCAGUGAGCUUUUCUCCAGAUCACACCACUUCAGAACGCUGCUGGUCGACAAAUUCCAGGAGUUCUUGGAGUUGACCAUAGAGACGGACUCUGAGCAGCCCCUCCCCCCUCCUAAAGAGGUAGCCAAGAAGCUGAGGGCACUUGCCAUCCAGACUGUUCAAUCCUGGCAGGCAUCAUACGGGACUGCAUACAAAAAGUUAGCUCUGGGAUACCACUUCCUCAAACAGGUCAAAAAGGUGGACUUUCAGGACGCUGAGGCUCGAACUGUUGCAGAGAGGAGGAGGGAGGAAGAGAGGCAGAGAAAAAUGGCAAGGAUCUACAAGGAGAAGGUGGAGGCAGCAUCCAAAGACAUGGAGGAGUCACAGCAGGAAAUUGAGGCAACUUUGACAGAGAUGGAGUCAUGCAUGAGGUUGCUUUUCCCUGAGUUUGAACUCACAGACAUUCAGAUGGCCAACAGCAGCCCUUCAAACUCCCAACCAGCCAAUGAGUGUCCAUCAGGAGAUGAACAGCCAUGCUGCAGCAAAGACGUGAAAGAUGACAGGAAAGAAAGAGUGAUGAAGAAGACAGAGGAAGAGGAAAUCGGCCAGGAGAAAAAUAGAGAAGUAGGAGAGAUAAGCAGGAAGAAAGGAAAGAAGGAUGAGGAGCGGGAGGAUGAAAAGAGGAAGGACAGGAAAGAGCAGGAGGAGAAGAAGGAAGAGGAAGAGGAGAGUAGUGAAGGAGAAGAAGAAGAGGAGGAGGAUGAGGAGACUCCUGAUGAUGACAGUUUUAUUCGUAACUCAGGGCUCAUUUCACAUUCCUACAGUCUGGACCUGAACCUCAGCCCUGGGCUUCAUAUAAAGGAGACAGAGGAUAAUGAGGCAGUGGUUUCCACAGUUAUAGACCUCCAUAAACUGAUUAAAACCAAAUACCUACCAGCUGUGCAGGGCUGGGUCCAGGUGUUUACCAAAGCAGGGGCUGAGCAGCAGCUGUUAAGGCGAGCUCUGGAUCUGAAGAAUUCGUUAGAAGUUGUGCUGCAGAAACACAACGAGCUUCAAAUUGACUAUAAGACCAGAAACCGCAAAGUGAUGAGGGCUUCUGCAGACGGAGAGGAGGAGGAUGAUGAUGAUGAUGAUGAUUUUGAUGAGGUUCCAGAGAAAGAGGGAUAUGAGCCGCACAUUCCUGAGCAUCUACGAGCUGAAUACGGUUUGGAUCCUUCUCCUUCCACAUCCACAGCACCCAUCUCUAAAAAACCUCCACCUAAAAGACCCGCAGCUCCUCCUCCUCCACCCUUCUCCACUUCCUCCUCCAGGCGGCUGAAGCGUCUAAUAGAGGAGGAGCAGGAUCCAACGUGUGCAGCAGCCACACUGCGCCUACUCAGACAGAACCUCCCUCCUCCAACUGCAGAACCCAGCGGCUCUUCGGUUCCCAGUUCCUCCAAGUCAGGCUCAAACCAGAAGGCUGUCGAUGCUCCUGUGGUUCCCUUUGGUUUGGAUCUGUAUUACUGGGGCGAAGAGCAGCCAAACGCCGGCAAGAUUAUCAAGUCGGCCUCUCAGCAUCAGUUCUGGGUUCAUGCAGAGGUGAACGAGGAGACACAGAACGAGGAGCUGCUGGCAGAGAGCAAGAGCAGGUACAUCUCCUUUCCCGGGAGGUUUACUCCCGUCAGCCAUUACUGCAGAGCUCCGUUGGGCGACGGAAAGCUAUGUCAGCGGCAGGACAGACACAAGUGUCCCUUCCACGGCCCCAUCAUCCCUCGAGACCAGGAGGGGAGACCCUGCAGGGAGGAGGACCGGUUGAGGGAGGAGCAGGAGCAGAGGAAGAAGAGGGAAGAGCAGCAAGACUGGCGUGAUCCAGAGCUGAUGAGAGAUAUCGAGGCAGCGACGGGAGAAGACCUGGGCUCUAACAGAGUUGGUAAAAAAAGAAAAGGGAAGAAGAAGAAAUACCCGAACCUCAGUGAUCUGAAGCAGAACGCAAACACAGCUCGCUCAAGGCUGGAGAGGAAAGUCUUCAACAAGAGCACCAUGCGCCGUGUGGCUCAGGUAAUGAGUAAAGCUGACUCAAGAAAACAUGACAAGUUCUCCAACCAGUUUAACUAUGCAUUAAACUGACUCCAACCAGCUAAAUAAGCCUUCAAAUGAACUGAAACUACUUCAUUUACACCGUCUUGCACUGAAAAAAUGAACGAUUUUAAUUUAUUGAUGAGCAAAUGUAAGAAUCUGAUGAAGAGAUGAACACUAGCAAAAGUUUUAAAACAAUGUUUGAAUAUUAUGAUGCAGCCUUUUAAGAGGAAGUAUUUUGAGGAUGUAAGUCAGUAUACAAGUAUGAUCUGUUGACCAAAUGUGCCCUGUUUUGGUCACAUACAUUGGCCAAAACAUUCAGCUUAAUAUCGUCUAUGUAUCAGCCAAACUCAAUAUAACUGGAUUUUUACUCCUUUUUCAUUUUUUUCUAUAUUAAAAAUAGAAUUCUUUUUUAAUGUUUGUAUUUUUUUUGUUUUUGAGACAUAAUAUCCAUGUGCUGUGAAUGAUCAUUGUGUUCUUUAAAAUAAUUA
Cheilinus undulatus (humphead wrasse) is the source of this 2933-nucleotide messenger RNA. It is a transcript of the gene uvssa, whose product is annotated as UV-stimulated scaffold protein A. Bases 205 to 2493 code for a protein of 762 amino acids. Gene Ontology annotation, biological process: transcription-coupled nucleotide-excision repair; response to UV. Gene Ontology annotation, cellular component: chromosome. The transcript has 15 exons. Lineage: Eukaryota; Metazoa; Chordata; Actinopteri; Labriformes; Labridae. Gene Ontology annotation, molecular function: RNA polymerase II complex binding. The record is from RefSeq and is a predicted model, not a curated record.